AUGGGUGCCGACAAGUAUCCUCCUGCGGUGAUGACUACCGAGCAAACCCCAGAAGAAGAGCGCAACAUUGGAGUUUGCAAGGAGUAUAUGUCCAUAGCCUAUUCACCCACCGAGAACAAGGGUGGUGACUCCGUUCGUCAUCUGUGCCACGAAGAUAGCUGGUUCUGGUCACCAGCGACAUUCCCCGGCGCUGAAACACCAAUGGACUAUGCGACCUCGCAUUCAGUAGUCAUGCAGAGCGUAAACGACCUCCACAUCAUCCGCUUCGACCAAGUCUUCGCCAAGAACGGCCACGUCCUCCUAAGAUAUACUGCCGAAGGCAGCCACUCUGGAAAGCCGUACAAAGGUAUUCCAGCAUCCGGGAAACAUGCCAGAUGGUGUGCAGCCGCCAUUUUCGAGGUGCAUGACGGCAAGAUCAAGAGUUUCACCAAGGAUUGGGACCAGAAGACCAUGCAGAUACAACUCGGCUGGGCGCCAGUCAACGAGAGCAGUGACCCAAGGUGGAAUGCCGAUGCUUUAGCGAAUCCUGAGCGCUCCAGGACGCAGAAGGAGUAG
Exophiala viscosa is the source of this 555-nucleotide messenger RNA. RefSeq lists its product as uncharacterized. Lineage: Eukaryota; Fungi; Ascomycota; Eurotiomycetes; Chaetothyriales; Herpotrichiellaceae. Gene Ontology annotation, biological process: polyketide metabolic process. The transcript has 3 exons. Bases 1 to 555 code for a protein of 184 amino acids. The record is from RefSeq and is a predicted model, not a curated record.